This is a messenger RNA of Ostrinia furnacalis (Asian corn borer), 1303 nucleotides long. Its product is annotated as paired mesoderm homeobox protein 2B-like. Gene Ontology annotation, molecular function: DNA-binding transcription factor activity, RNA polymerase II-specific; RNA polymerase II transcription regulatory region sequence-specific DNA binding. The transcript has 2 exons. The annotation marks the transcript as partial. The record is from RefSeq and is a predicted model, not a curated record. Gene Ontology annotation, biological process: regulation of transcription by RNA polymerase II. Lineage: Eukaryota; Metazoa; Arthropoda; Insecta; Lepidoptera; Crambidae.
CUGAUCUUCUCGAGCCCUCGUCUUCAUCAAGUUGCUCUAAUCUAUUUCAAAUACGGUUGUUCUUUUGUUUUCCAGGUGUGGUUCCAGAACAGGCGGGCCAAGUUCCGCAAGCAGGAGCGCCUCGCGCAGCAGAAGGCGGGUGAGGCCCCUGUGAAGGCGGAGGGCAAACGCGACAAGCCCGCGUCCCCCGCGUCGUCCCCGCACCCCGCGCCGGCGCCCGCGCCGCAGCCCGCGCACCACGCGCUGCCGCACCUAUCCCCGACCGACUUGAAGCCUAUCACUUCAACAGCGAAUAAGUUGUGUGACGAGCUGAACGGAGGCGGAGGAGGGAUGCCUCCGGUGUCGGGUGCCGGCGGCAAGUGGUCCGGCGGGUGCGGGUUGCUGCGCCAGCCCUCCGGGUUCCCUCUCCUGGGAGUGGCGCCGCCCAACUAUCUGCUCUCGGACCACCUGGGCACCCUCGCUAAGACGAACAACCAUCUUUUCUAAUGGGCGUAAGGUCGCCCCGUUGAGUCACGCACCACCGCGCCGAGUCCGCGGGAGCGCCGCUCGCGGUCACGCGUCCCUACUCGACCUCGCAUUCCAUGUGACAUUCCACGUGUCGGACGCUGUCGAACUUUCCUUCGAAUAGGAAAACAAAAACGCUUAAAGUGACUGAACACAGUGAAAAUUGUUUAUCAAGUGCCAAAACGUGUCCACUAAAUCGUAUUACACAAUAAUGAACGUUGAAAAUCAUUUUUAGGUUCGCCUCUAUUGUAAUGAUGUGUUUCAUGUGCGAUUGCACAGACAAGGGUGUAUAGCUUAAAGUAAAUCUACUUAUAAGUGUAAUUUAACUAAGUAUUAAAAAUAUUAGUCAAAUGAAUGGAAAAUAAAACUUUGUGUGAUAUUUAAUGUAUGUAAAUAAUAUUUCCAACGUUGUAUACGUUUAUCAAGUAUACUUAAAUUUAGAUGAAAGUAAACAAACCAUUCCAAUUUUGAAACUAAAUAGAGGUUUAAUAAUUAUUUAUUUGUAUUUACGUAGAUUUUGAACAGUCUGAUCAGUUCUAGUCAUGGUAUUUUAUUUAGUCAAGUAAAUAAUUUUAAGUUAUCGCACGACACGCAGUAUUUUUAAUUAAAUAAACAUGAAGAUUAUUAGUUAUUUUAAAAUAGUUAUUAAAUAUAAAUACUGUCGGGAAUGGCAUGGGACAACUUUGUAAAUAUGUAAUAAAUGAAAGACAUUGUACAUAAGUGCAUAGUGACUGUACCCGAGUGUAUGUAAUUAAAUUGACGAAUUUGUCGAAGAGUGUUUUAAUAAAGAGAAUAAUAA